GUAGCCUCAUAUACGACAACCAGUCUGGUUGUGCUGAUAUGUUUAGACAUGGCUGGCAGCAACUUAUGUUUUGAAACAAGUUGUCCUUACUAUUGUUAAUUAUCAUCUGUGUGUGCCCCAAAUGACUGCUUAUGCAUAACAAUUUCAACAAAAAUAUCUUAUGGUAUAAACAAAAUUAAAAUGGCUUCGGCAGAGGAGUCGCUGUUUUCAUUGGAGCUGGUUGUUGAAAAAUUGUAUUUACCCUAUGUAACCUGCAGAUUCCCUGCAGUUGCUUUUAGACUUCUCGAUUUCCCCACGAUUUUAAUAAGUCAUGUUGAAAAAGGCUUGGCUGAUGGAAUCAAGAGAAAAAUCAGUAUAGAUCCAUACUUCAGGGUGCCAAACCAGUUUGCAGAAUUGCAAGACAAAAAUGGCAAUUUUAUGAUUAAAAAAGGCAAAUCCUGUCUGUUCAAGAUUUCAGUAGAAACUCUGUCUUUGCACUUGACCAAUACACCUCUUUAUAUCAUGGUAAUUGAUGAAUAUCCUGAUGUUCCUAAGUUACUCGGUAACAGUUCUUUAGCACUGAAUGAGGUAAUGGAUGGAAUUAAAGGGGACAUUAAAAAGAAUGGACAUACUGUGCCUUCUGUGCAUGGUGAUAAAGGGCUAUUCAAAAUUUACAGCUUGAUGGGAAAGGAAAUUGGAUACAUGAUAAUGGGCUUCAGAUUACUUAGUCUUGGACCAGGCUUGAUAAGCCAUCUUCCGCCAGAUGCAUUUGCAAAACGCACUUCAGAAAAUCAGUAUGUCAAAACCAAUGAGCAGAUGAAGCCAAAAAAGUCUGUGAUAGAAGAAGUUAUUGAAGCAAAACAACACCAAGAACCUUUAACAGCUUAUCAGAAUGUAAAAAAACAGAAAUUAAAAGAUCUAAAUUCCACAAGGGACAUGGCAAUUAAUACAGAAAUCGAGAAAUGUGAUGUUCUGUUGCAGACAGUUGAAAUGGAGAAAGAAAACAUAAAUAUAGAAUUGAAUGAAAAGGCACAAAAGAUUCUGAAGUCAAUUGAAACUCAAACAGAACAAAGAAAACGGAAUCCAAAAUUUGCAAUGCAAGUCGUUAAAGAAGACAGUGAGAGUGACAAUGAUAUUAUUCUUAAUCCAAAUAUGUAUUUUCCACCCCCACUUUUUUACAACAGCAAAGCCGAACCAGGGGUGAAAAUUGAACGAGAUACAAAUGCAUAUUAUGGGUAUUCAAGUACUUUUGACGAUGCAACUUUAGAAGAUUGGAGUGAAGAUGAGAAUUUAGCAAAAGAAUCAAAAGAAAGCGAUUUUAAGCAGAACGAAAAUAUACCAACAUCUCAAGUUGUGAAGGAAGAGCCGAGGUUACAUGAUGCAAGAACAGUGGUUAUUAGCAACAUCAAAAGUGGAAAUCAAUUUCAAAAUCAGAUGCCAGGAGGUUUAAACUUGGCAGCCCUUGCUUCAUCUGAACCUGUAUUUCCCCUACUUACUGCCUUACUAACAGAACUUUCCAAAAUACAGAACCCGAUGUUUGUAAAUGAAGCUGUGCAGCAAGUUAAUCAAGCAAAGGCAAUGAAAGUUCCACAGAAGGAAAAACAUUCAGUGGUCCAUAGCAGUAGAACUGAAGAAAUCAUUAAAGAUGUAAGUGAUCUGAGUGAAAAUGUGUCACGUGCAAGGCAGAAAAAGAAAGUUAAGAAAACACACAGAGGUUCCUAUCAGCCUGUUGAAGGUGUUCAAAAGAACAAAGGUUGGUUGAGGAAAGAACCAGAAGUAGAGGUUAAAAAGACCAAGUUAGUGUUUGGUCUCACAAACACACAACGACUGAGGCUUGCAAAGCAGAAUCCGAACUGGCUUGAAUCGGCGGAGAAAGAUGAAAAGGCAGUGAAGUUGCAGCGACAGAAACAAAAACAACAAAAGGAGCAGGAGCCAGAUAUAGAGACAGGAAAUUUGUCUGACACUUACACAGAAGUUAGGAGGUUGGCUGCCAAGGAACUGGAGAAAGCCACUCUUGGAAAAAGUCAGCUGGCGGCAGAACAGGUACAUACAAAACGACAUAAGAAGAAAAUGGCAAAGUCCAGGGAUAAUUCUCCAGCUAAGGCUAACAGCUCCAAGUCAAGAAGUAGAUCACCCAAAUCAUCAAAGUCUAAGAAGCUUAAGGGGACUGUUAAGGUUCAAGAUGAAAGUGAUGGAGAGAAGACUGAGGGACAGGAGAAUAACCAACAGGAUGACGAGUACACAAAGCCUGCCAGGGAAAAAAUGGAUUCAGCAGCAGAUAGCAUACCCAGCUCCAGGCUAGAGGUUCACAUCCCAAGUGCAAGAGCUUACGAAAGUGACGACCAUGAAAACACGUUCACAGAUAGCUUCGAGGAUGAGUCUGUUGUGGAACGGAAGGACACCAAUUCAAAAUUCCCUGGAUUUAGUAAAGGUGAUGACACCUUACCUGAGUCAAUCAAGGCUGACGAAGGCAUGUCUCAAAACACAACCAUCGACGACGACUCUCCACUGGAAUCCACACGUCUGUCCCGAAACUUGAAGCAGGCUCCUCAGACUGGGGAAUCUGUCUUCAAGUCAACCGAAGAUUACGAUACCAAACAGUUCCACUCUACAGACGAACCAGAAUUGCAGAAUCUCAUGAGCGGGGAUGAGAAAGGCGACACCCUACCGACCCCAAACACCGAUCGCUCGGUUCGAUCCAAGAGCCCAAGCCUUGGUGGCUACAGCCCCACCAUGACAGCUGGCAGCACAGUCACAAACACCAACAGACUGUCGAUGAAGUUCGAGGUCCUGAACCCGAAAGCGUCACAUCAGUCUCCAAUGCCCUCCUUGCGGAGAUCCCAGCAGUUGAAGGUGGAUAACAUGAACGCCCGACCAACUCCCACUGACACGCCAAGGUCAAGGUCAUCACAAAGCAGUCCUAAGCAACCAACGCCCAGGGCUCGUAAACAGAUGCGAGAAAGGCGGCUCGAGUUUAAGAAGGAGUCCAUUCACACAGAGUCUGUCAGUUCAUACAUGCCGUCAGAAUCUGAGAAUAUUUUGUCGCUCCUCAGCGAUGGCAGUUAUUCGGACGAUUUUCAUAUGAGCAGUGAAAAAGAAGAUAGUAGUAAAGUUUCUAUUCCAGAAUUGCCCAAGAGAAUACCACAGUCAAUGUUGGGCUUCACAAUUCAUUAAAUUUAGGUUUUAGAAGUUAAAUAAGAUUUAAAAGGAAAUUUCAUUUCAUAAUAUUUAUUUUCUGAAAAUUGUAUUGCUUAGAUGGUAUUUAUGAUUUUUAGCUUGGCUGUUUUCGGAGAAAACCCGAGGUAUUGUCAUAGCCAGCUCGUCGUCCGCCGUGCUAAAACCUUGACAUUUUCCUCAAACAUCAAAGUGCUUUCACCUACAACUUUGAAACUUCAUAUGUAGAUGCACCUUGAUGAGUUCUACACGCCACAGCCAUUUUUGGGUCACUAGGUCAAAGGUCACUGUGACCUCUAAAAAAAAAUAUAAAAAUUCUGACAAGCUUUCGCAGCCGAGCGUGGCACCCGUUAUGCGGUGCUCUUGUUCAUAAUCAUAACCUGUAAAAACAACCUUGGAUUUAAGCUAUUUAAUUAUUCAAAAAACACCGCUCUUAGUCUAAGUAAAUUAUAUGACAGAGAUAAACUUAAUUUUAUCGUCUUUUUAGCUCGGCUGUUUUCGGAGAAAACCCGAGGUAUUGUCAUAGCCAUCUCGUUGUCCGCGCUAGAACUUUGACAUUUUGUCAAGGUUUUUAACAUUGGCUCUAAAACCAAAGUGCUUCUACCUACAACUUUGAAACUUAACAUGUAGCUGCACCUCGACUAGUUCUACACGCCACACCCAUUUUUGGGUCUCUAGGUCAAAGGUCACUGUGACCUCUUAAAAAAAAUUAAUCUGACAAGCUUUCGCAGCCGAGCGUGGCACCCGUUAUGCGGUGCUCUUGUGAUUAAUUUGAUACAGCAAAGUGUAGUGUAAAAUUAUUUUCUAGUGUCUGUUUUCAGGCAUAGUUUUAGCUCCUCUUGAGCUCUGCAUUGUAAACCAGAAAAAUCCUCUAUAUUGGUAGCAGGGGUUUUUAACCAGGUUUUCCGAAGGAAAAAACUGGUUAUUAGAUUGGCGAAUGCGGGCGGGCUGGCUGGCUGGCGGGCUGGCGGAAUAAGCUUGUCCGGGCCAUAACUAUGUCGUUCAUUGUCAGAUUUUAAAAUCAUUUGGCACAUUUGUUCACCAUCAUUGGACGGUGUGUCGCGCGAAAUAAUUACGUCGAUAUCUCCAAGGUCAAGGUCACACUUUGAGUUCAAAGGUCAAAAAUGGCCAUAAAUGAGCUUGUCCUGGCCAUAACUAUGUCAUUCAUUGUGAGAUUUUAAAAUCAUUUGGCACAUUUGUUCACCAUCAUGGGACGGUGUGUCCCACGAAAGAAUCACGUCAAUAUCUCCAAUGUCAAGGUCGCCACGACUAAAAAUAGAUUUAAAAAAAAAAAAAAACUUACAAAGGGGGUUAAUUUUUUUUGGUCAUUUCAAAAGUUCAGUUUGAGUUUUCUCCCUUUAUCAGAUUUUUUUUUCACAAUGAAAACCUGGUUUUGUGACAAUUUUGUCCCUUGUUUCCCACUUUUUGGGAAGAUAGCCAAUGGCUUUGGAAUUGGGAAUUUUAUCAGCAUUUUCAUGAAAUUGGGAAAAUAAAUUCAUUAGCCUUUUUUUCCACACGAAAAGUCCUCUGAUUAGGGAAAUACUAAAUUUGAUUUAACUCUUUAUAAUCAUUCAAAUUAAAAGCAAAAAAAUCAUAUAAUACUUUGUUAGAUGUUAUUGAAUUAAAAUUGAGAUAAAAUACACAUAAGACUUCUUUCUAAAAAAACAAAAAAACAAUUUUUUUUAUUUUUUUUGGCAGUUGGGAAUUUUUUGCCACAUUUUGGGAAAAAAGUAUACUUUUUGGGAUUGGGAACAUAGCCGAAUUUCGGCUAUAAAAUCGGGCCAAAAAAAAACCCUGGGUAGUUUACAUUGAAAUGAUGUCUGACCCGGGUUUUUAUCCUAAAUUUGUGUACAAGUUAAUUGAGACACAUACAAGUUUUACUUGAAUUCUUAAAUUGUAUCAACUUAUUUCUCUAUUAAAUUAUUUCCAGUUUGUCAAGAUUUAUUGGUGACUGGCCAAGAUCAAGCCUUCUUACCUUAAUUUGACCCCAUCUCUAAAAAGUUAUUUGUGUUGACUGUGCAAAUAUAUUACCAAAGAUAUGGCAGUUGCUUUUUUCAAGAAAUGUUAUUGUUAUUAUUUGAUAGAAAUAUUGAUGGCAUAAACUUUUUUUUUAUAUACUUUGGACAUUUCCUUCACAUUACAACCCUUCCUGAUAUCUACAUCACAGCCUUGUGUGUAUGCACAAUGUUUUCUAUUUCACUGUGCUUUAUUCUGCAUGGAAAUCAAUUCUGACAACAAAUACCGUAGUGUAGACAUGAUCACAAGUUUAAGUAGUGCAUUUUCUCUUACUUAAUUGAAUUCUUUUUGAAGUUUCAGAAAGAACUGAUUUUAAAUUUGACAUUCAAUGCUGUUGCCUAAAUGUUUGCAAGUUGUUUGUAUGUUAGCACAUGAAAUUGAUUGUUUUAUAUGAUUGUGCCGGAUGGAUAUUUUUAAAGCAAACUGUGAUAUAAUUUCAUGUAUUAAAAUUAUUUUUAGUUUA
Messenger RNA from Dreissena polymorpha, 5632 nucleotides. Its product is annotated as microtubule-associated protein 10-like. Lineage: Eukaryota; Metazoa; Mollusca; Bivalvia; Myida; Dreissenidae. The transcript is spliced from 4 exons. Bases 181 to 3153 code for a protein of 990 amino acids. Gene Ontology annotation, biological process: mitotic spindle midzone assembly; cytoplasmic microtubule organization; positive regulation of cytokinesis. The record is from RefSeq and is a predicted model, not a curated record. Gene Ontology annotation, cellular component: midbody; cytoplasmic microtubule; mitotic spindle pole. Gene Ontology annotation, molecular function: microtubule binding.